Molecule: messenger RNA, 2103 nt
Organism: Necator americanus (New World hookworm)
Lineage: Eukaryota; Metazoa; Nematoda; Chromadorea; Rhabditida; Ancylostomatidae
Exons: 19
Coding region: 1-2103 (700 amino acids)
Biological process (GO): sodium ion transmembrane transport
Cellular component (GO): plasma membrane
Source: RefSeq, a predicted model, not a curated record
AUGGAGUCGGACAACCCUAAAUUGAUGAAACUUCUUGUGUCUCAGGAACAAUCACCACCACGUGAGAAGGCUCCUAGCUCUGCAUCUUUUUCGACAAAAGAUGAGUUUUCUAUAUCCUCAGAGUCGAUAGAGGUAUUACAAGAUGAAGGUGUUCAUGAAGAAGAACUAAAGGUAGCACUGGGUAAGCUCACACGAAUGGGUGCUCGAAAUCAAAUGUGGAGGAAUAAAUUUGUCGGCUUCAACGUAAUUGUUGGUUAUUUAACAACGUACGCCACUUAUGCCAGAUUCUGUCAUUUCCUGGAUCAGUACGGACUUGGCUUCGUCAUAGCUUUCGUCACAUGUAUGUUCUUUAUUGGUCUUCCUUUGGUGUACUUAGAGAUGGCACUCGGACAGUUCACAACGCUGAACGCAGUCGCUGUUUUUAAGAGAAUCGCGCCUAUCGCUUCAGGACUUGGCGUGUCGAUGUUGUUUCUGAGUCUUAUCGUAGCGAUCGUGGAUUACUCGAUGCUGUUCUCUUUCAUUAGUGUUCUCGGGAAUGCUGUGCGGGUGGACACUAAUGAAAUGCCAUGGCAUCGCUGUUCCAAUCGAGCAGACGGUCCAGGAUGCAGACAACCCCAACCCUGUCCCAAGAUCUAUGAAGAAGACUUCUAUGACGAAGAAUCUCCUGUCGUACAAAACCAACAAGAUCUUACGUAUUUUUUUGAUAUUUCCGACUCAUCGGAUACACAACAUCCUAUGAAAUUAAUCGGUGACCAAUGUAUUCGACCGGAGUUCUACACAAUUUAUAAGUCCCUUCACAAAGAAAGAGUCCAGUAUCUACCUUAUGUUGCGACACAACGUUCCAUUCCAGCGCUAAGUUUUUUGCUCAACAAAGUAGGAAUGGAAGAUUUUGGUACGAUGGCGUUCCGCUACCCUUCAACUGAGGACAUUUUCACACAUUUCUUAAGUUGGUUACUUAUUCUAGUAGUAUCAGUGCAAGGAAGACCGUUUCUACUGAAGAUGUGCAUUGCGAUCACAAUUAUUUUCAAUUCGAUCAUGUUAACCGUGUUAUCUAUUAUGCUGUUUGCAAAAUUGGAUGCCUUCAUGGAAAUUGGAAGAAAACUUUCCCUUGGACCAGAUGUAUGGGCAACUGCUGUACUAGUGGUACUGAACACGUUGCGGGUUGGACAAGGUGGUCUAUUUUUUCUCGGUGCUCAGAACAAGUUCAGCAACAACCUUGCAGUCGAUGCCUUAGCAGUAACUAUUUAUUUGAUGUGUGCGAUCUUCUUGUACUCAACAGUGCAUGUGUUUUUGAAAGCAACUGGAGCUCCCUUCUUAUUCAAAGGUUCCAUGCGAGAUUACAUAUCUUUCCUGGACAAAAGCAGAAAGGAGUCGUUGUAUUCACAGUUCUUUGUUUAUUGGACCACAACUGCUGAACUUAUCGUGUACAGACCGUAUGAACCUUUUCUGCAGUUGGCUAUGUCCUGCGGGUACACUGCUCUUGUCAUUAAUAACAUCGCUGUUGUACUAGAAGUAGUGGCAUCGUCAUGUGUGACAUCACUUGACUUCCUUUCCGAUGAAGCUUCAACAAAGGCUAUCAUGAGAUCAGCCACCUUCCUUAUUGCGUUAUGUUCCUUCUUCCUUAACAGUGAGUUGGGCUUUGCAACAACAGUUACAAUCGAAAAUACCGUUAUUCCUGCGGCUACAGCAUUUGUUGUACUGUCUGAGCUUAUUGUUGUCGGUGUUAUCUACGGAUUCCCAAGGGUUUAUGCGAACGUCUUGAGUAUGAGUAGUCAUGAGGAAGAAGACAAAUUAAUGCGACGAGUAUCGAACUUAUUUCAUCUCUAUUUUUGGAGGGCGUCGCCUUUUUUCAUACUUGCUUCGCUUCUGUACGCUUAUCCACAUCCUCCGGAUUCUAUGGGGAAGGCAGCAUGGUUCAUCAUAGUUCUCAUACUGAUGCCCACAGCGAUUGCUUGUUAUAAGGUUUCGCACUUCUUUAGUCGCAUUGGGAAUAUACGUCUCCUAUUUGUUCCCGAUUAUAAUCUAUGGGGACCGCGUAUGGCAGAUGACCGUGCAAAUGCAACUAGAAUAAUACGAAAGCUGCAAAUUCCCGUAGCAUGGUAG